AUGGAGGAUGAGGACGCCGUUGAAGAGGAGUGCAUGGCCUUGGAGGCCAUUUUCAUGGGCAAUUUCGCCCGUCUGGACGACAGACGGAUAAGAAUUAUCAUCGAGCCACCGUCCGACGAAGGGGAGCAGCCGCAAGGAAUGUCUCUGUAUCUUGAAUUGAGCUUCCCAGAUGGGUACCCUGCAGUUGCGCCUGUGUACGACUUAUCCAACACCAACAAUGUUGCCUUCAGCAAUAGUGUGCGCAGUAGGCUGCUCACUGGCCUUACUCAGCAGGCAGAGGAAUUACUGGGGGAGCAGAUGGUCUACAACCUUGUGGAGUGGGUGCGUGAUACCUUGCCAAACAUCGUGCAGGAAGAACAAGACAGUGAGGUGCACAAGACACUGGACCCAGAAGAACGAGCACAACCAAGCACGAAACCAGAAAAGGAGCGAAAAGAGAAGAUGACAAAGGCCCAGAAGCGACGGUACUAUGAUAAGUACGGUGCUGUGGAGGAAAAGCCCAGGGGCUGGAAUUGGGUGGAUAUCAUAAGCCACCUAUCAAAGAGGCCGAUGCAGGCUGACACAUAG
This is a messenger RNA of Ostreobium quekettii, 567 nucleotides long. The record is from the annotation of a GenBank genome assembly. NCBI's taxonomy places the organism in Eukaryota, Viridiplantae, Chlorophyta, Ulvophyceae, Bryopsidales, Ostreobiaceae.